ACGGCGUGCCGGGGCCGCCGCCAGGGGGAUGCGGCGGCUGCUUCCCCGGGCCGGCGUGUAGCGAGGGCGGGGCCCCGGCCUCGGGAGCGCGGCGGUGGAACGGGGGACGGAGGCGGCGGCCAUGGCGACCCCCGGCCCCUUGGGGACCUCGGUCCUCGCCAGCAAGACCAAGACCAAGAAGAAGCACUUCGUGGCGCAGAAAGUGAAGCUUUUUCGGGCCAGCGAUCCGCUGCUCAGCGUCCUGAUGUGGGGGGUCAACCACUCGAUCAAUGAACUGAGCCAUGUUCAAAUCCCUGUUAUGUUGAUGCCAGAUGACUUCAAAGCCUAUUCAAAGAUAAAAGUGGACAAUCACCUCUUUAACAAAGAAAACAUGCCGAGCCAUUUCAAGUUUAAGGAAUACUGCCCGAUGGUUUUCCGGAACCUGCGGGAGAGGUUUGGAAUUGAUGACCAAGAUUUCCAGAAUUCCCUGACCAGGAGCGCACCCCUUCCCAACGACUCCCAGGCGCGGAGUGGGGCUCGAUUCCACACGUCCUACGACAAAAGGUACAUCAUCAAGACCAUCACUAGUGAAGAUGUCGCCGAGAUGCACAACAUCCUGAAGAAGUACCACCAGUAUAUAGUGGAGUGUCAUGGAGUCACCCUUCUCCCCCAGUUCUUGGGCAUGUACCGACUGAACGUUGAUGGUGUUGAAAUAUAUGUGAUUGUGACAAGAAAUGUGUUCAGCCACCGGUUGUCUGUAUAUAGGAAAUAUGACCUAAAGGGCUCCACGGUGGCCAGAGAGGCGAGUGACAAAGAAAAGGCCAAAGAACUGCCAACUUUAAAGGAUAAUGAUUUCAUUAACGAGGGCCAAAAGAUCUAUAUUGAUGACAACAACAAAAAGGUGUUCUUGGAAAAACUGAAAAAGGAUGUGGAGUUUCUUGCCCAGUUGAAGCUCAUGGACUACAGCCUGCUGGUGGGAAUUCACGAUGUGGAGCGUGCUGAGCAAGAGGAAGUAGAGUGUGAGGAAAAUGAGGGAGAAGAAGAAGGGGAGAGCGACAGCACCCACCCUGUGGGGACCCCUCCUGACAGCCCUGGAAAUACGCUCAACAGCUCCCCACCCUUGCUUCCCGGAGAGUUUGAUCCCAACAUCGACGUGUAUGGAAUUAAAUGCCAUGAAAACUCACCCAGGAAAGAGGUGUACUUUAUGGCCAUCAUCGACAUCCUGACUCAUUAUGAUGCGAAGAAGAAAGCUGCCCACGCUGCAAAAACUGUUAAACAUGGGGCUGGCGCCGAGAUCUCCACCGUGAACCCCGAACAGUAUUCAAAGCGCUUUUUGGACUUUAUUGGCCACAUCUUGACGUAACCUCGUGCUGGCCACGCACAGACGUGGGCUUCGGAAAGGACAGAGGUGGCGCCGGUGGAAGAAGAGACAGAAACCAAACUCAGCGAAGCACACCUCCUCGUUUACAUCUCCGGGCCAAGAGGACCAAUGUGGGGGGGCGGGGUGGGGGGGGCUACUCGCUUUAACAGCUACCUGGUCAUUCCCAGCAGCGUUCUAGCUAUUUCUGACUACAGGCAGGCGGGCGGGCCUGCAGUAGGGGCAAUCCUAACCAUUGAUUAACUGAUGAGAAACCCCCACCUCCAUCUUCAUUCAGAAUGA
This is a messenger RNA of Suncus etruscus (white-toothed pygmy shrew), 1639 nucleotides long. It is a transcript of the gene PIP4K2A, whose product is annotated as phosphatidylinositol-5-phosphate 4-kinase type 2 alpha. The transcript is spliced from 10 exons. The record is from RefSeq and is a predicted model, not a curated record. The coding region runs from base 122 to 1342 and encodes 406 amino acids. NCBI's taxonomy places the organism in Eukaryota, Metazoa, Chordata, Mammalia, Eulipotyphla, Soricidae. Gene Ontology annotation, molecular function: phosphatidylinositol kinase activity. Gene Ontology annotation, biological process: phosphatidylinositol metabolic process.